This is a messenger RNA of Scophthalmus maximus (turbot), 3075 nucleotides long. RefSeq names its product myotubularin related protein 2 (gene mtmr2). The transcript has 16 exons. The record is from RefSeq and is a predicted model, not a curated record. NCBI's taxonomy places the organism in Eukaryota, Metazoa, Chordata, Actinopteri, Pleuronectiformes, Scophthalmidae. Gene Ontology annotation, biological process: dephosphorylation. Gene Ontology annotation, molecular function: phosphatidylinositol-3,5-bisphosphate 3-phosphatase activity. Bases 162 to 2105 code for a protein of 647 amino acids.
AAAAGUCCCGGUGACAGGGAUUGGGAGGCUGCUGGGAAAAGAUGGCAGCUUCCUUUUGUUGGUGCGGAUUUACUGUAGUCCGAGAGGGUUUGUGAGGACUCUCUCCCGUCGCUCUGCCGGGGUUCCCACCAGCGGUUGUACGAACGCUUCGCCGGGAGAACAUGGAGAAGAGCGGGAGCGUCGACAGUCUGGGCUCCAGGCGAUCCUCGUCUCGACAGCCCAGCGUUGAUUCAUUGUCCAGCACGGCCACCUCUCGCUCUGACCGGUCUGCCCAGGCCAAGCCGCCCUCGGCCAUGUCCGCCGACUCCGUGUCCACCUCUGCAGAGUUUUCCCCGGAGCUCAGGGUUAAACCCAAAGCUCCUGCCAAGCAGGUGCUUAGAGAAUCAGACAAAGAAGAACCACAAUUGCUUCCAAAUGAAACUGUGCAAGACAUGGCCCAAGAUGUCACCUACUUCUGUCCCUUCACUGGAGCACUGAGGGGAACAGUGAUGGUGACAAACUACAGGCUUUUUUUCAAAUGCAUGGACAGGGAGCCAGCAUUCGUGCUGGACCUGUCCCUCGGGGUGGUGAGUCGAGUGGAAAAGAUUGGAAGUGCUUCAAGCCGUGGUGAUGUGUCCUACGGGCUAGUUUGCAAGGAUAUGCGCAAUCUACGAUUUGCACACAAACAGAUGGAGGACACACUCAGGAAGUCCAUUUUCGAAGUGCUGAUAAAAUUUGCGUUUCCUGUUUCCAACGGGCUGCAAAUCUUUGCCUUUGAAUAUGGGCAAGUUUUUCCUGAAAACGGAUGGAAGGUGUAUGAUGCUGUCUCGGAGUACAAAAGACAGGGUAUACCCAAUGAAAGCUGGAGGAUAACUAAAAUAAAUGAUCACUACGAGCUGUGUGACACCUACCCAUCAACUCUGGCAGUUCCCGUCAACAUACCUGAUGAAGAGCUGAAGAGACUGGCUGCCUUCCGGGCAAAGGGCAGGAUACCUGUUUUAUCAUGGAUCCAUCCAGAGAGCCAAGCAACAGUGACGCGCUGCAGUCAGCCCAUGGUUGGGAUAAACGGAAAGCGCAGCAAAGAGGAUGAGAAAUAUCUCCAGGCGAUCAUGGAUGCUAACGCUCAGUCCCAUAAAUUGUUCAUUUUUGAUGCCAGGCCCAGUGUCAACGCUGUCGCCAACAAGAUGAAAGGGGGCGGAUACGAAAGUGAGGAUGCAUAUCAAAAUGCAGAGCUGGUGUUCUUGGAUAUUCACAAUAUCCACGUGAUGAGGGAGUCACUCCGCAAGCUAAAGGACGUGGUCUACCCAAACAUCGAGGACUCGCACUGGCUCUCCAAUCUGGAGUCCACUCACUGGCUUGAGCACAUCAAGCUGAUCCUGGCAGGAGCUCUGCGGAUUGCAGACAAGGUGGAGUCUGGGAAAACAUCUGUGGUGGUCCACUGUAGCGACGGUUGGGACCGCACCGCCCAGCUCACCUCCUUGGCCAUGCUCAUGCUGGACAGUUACUACCGCACCAUUCGCGGCUUCGAGGUGCUGCUCGAGAAGGAGUGGCUGAGCUUCGGUCACCGCUUCCAGCUGCGAAUCGGUCAUGGCGAUAAAAACCACACAGACGCAGACCGCUCACCAGUUUUUAUUCAGUUCAUCGACUGCGUCUGGCAGCUGACUCGUCAGUUUCCGGCAGCCUUUGAGUUUAAUGAAUACUUCCUGGUAACCAUCCUGGACCACCUGUACAGCUGCCUGUUUGGGACGUUCUUGUGUAACAGCGAACAGCAGAGGCACAAGGAAGAGAUUCCCAAGAGGACAGUGUCGUUGUGGUCUUACAUUAACAGCCAACUGGAGGAGUUUACCAAUCCUCUGUAUGUGAACUACUCCAACCAUGUGCUGUUCCCGGUAGUCAGCCUCCGCCACCUGGAGCUUUGGGUUGGCUACUACAUCCGCUGGAACCCUCGCAUGAGACCUCAGGAGCCUCUUCAUCAGCGCUACAAGGAGCUGUUGGCGAAGCGUGCGGAGCUCCAGAAGAGAGUGGACGAGCUACAGCGAGAGGUGACCAACCGCUCAGCCUCCUCCUCCUCUGAGCGUGCAGGCUCCCCGACACGCUCCAUCACUCCAGUGCAGACUUUUGUUUGACACAACUUGACCCUCGUUACAAUUGCAGAGGCUCAGGUUUUCUAGGCCUGACCUGGCGUGUUAAUACAAUAUCACCAAAAGUGUGAGUAAGCAGAUGACUGUUUGCAUCUCUCAGAGGUCCUGUAGAAUCUGACUGGAACAGAAGAGUGUCUGUCUCAGACUGCUACAGCCAUAUUGUACUCUUUCUCCAGGGGUUGAGAGGACAUGUAACCAGAAUAUUGAGGACUGUUUAGCAUAUUGAACUACAUACAAUCAGUGUUGAUGGUGUUUGAAGUACACUAAGAUAUUACUCAAGUUAAAUUAUGUAUGCCUUAUACAUGUCAUAGGACCACUCAUGUCAUCCCUCCACACUGCAAAUAUUUGUUAGAUCAUGAUUGGUUGAGAUGAAGCAAUAGAAAAAUGUACACCGCUGCAUAUAUAAUUUUGAUACCAAAACUCUACUUUUCACAUCAACUAAAACACAUGAGAGUUGUUAAACACUGAUUUUCAAAUGUAGCUAAGUGCGUGAGGGCAAUUUGAAAAAAAGUUGGUGGCUUGUCUUCACAAGUUGGUGCUUUUAGAUUGCUGUGACCAAAUAUCUGAGGGUUUUUGGAUAUAUAAAUAGUUAUGUGUCAUAUUACAUUCCUGUCAUUGAGUGAUUUAAAUUUUAAGUUUCAUUUAACUAGUCAGCAUUAUUUAUUAUCUUUUAGUUCAGACUUGUAUUUAUAGCUCACAAACGUACUCUGUCUCAUGCCACGAAUUAAUUACAGAUGUUCCCAUCCAAUGUUAAUAAGAUGGACAGAAUAUGCAACAGUUCAUUAGUCCAAGUUAGCAAUCAUUUACUCUAAAUGUUUGACUGAACAUUUCUUGCAGAUGCAUUUUAAAGCUACUAUCAGCCAAUGUUGUUUUGUUUUUUUAAAUAGCAAGCAAAAAGUGUAACAACUAAUAAUUUGUUAGGGUAUUUUUUUAGUUCAAUAAAUCUUAAUGAAUA